This is a messenger RNA of Teleopsis dalmanni, 1896 nucleotides long. RefSeq lists its product as uncharacterized. The coding region runs from base 66 to 1598 and encodes 510 amino acids. The transcript is spliced from 2 exons. The record is from RefSeq and is a predicted model, not a curated record. NCBI's taxonomy places the organism in Eukaryota, Metazoa, Arthropoda, Insecta, Diptera, Diopsidae.
UGUUUCUUAAGUUUAAAAUAAAAAUAUCUCUCAAUGAAAAGUGAUGUAAAAAUUUAAAAAUAAAAAUGUUGAUUACGAAUAUUAGUUUUUCUAAAACUGCACCUUGGAGCGCACGGCAACGAUCGAAUUUAACAGCAAUAACAACAGAAAUAUUUCCAACAUUAGCAGCGACAAGAUCAGCAAGAUCAGCAAGAGCGGCAGCUGAAACGUCAUUACUACAUACUACAUUCUGUUGUCCACAAUGUCACAAUUAUAAAGAUAAUAUGACCUUCCAAUUAAUUUACCAAUCUAUAAAGUGCAAAAUGUCAAAUUCAUUUUUACGUGACCAUGCGAAAAUGUUUAAUUGCUUAAGUAGAUCGGCGCUACUGCUCUCUAGUUUCCAUAUGUGCAUUUUACUAGUUUGCUGUGCUGUGAUGUCCGGUGCAGUGUCAGUGAACGCCGCUGCCAUAAAUCACAAACAGCAUCAUAACGGUGCACGUCUCUUUUCUUGGAAUAAUCUUUCCGAAAAUAAUGAGGCUUUUAAUUCUGAUUCCAACGACAACGGAUAUGUUUUGAAUGCUGAUCCCAAGUUCAGUGCGGAAUCGUCGAUUGCAGCAACGGACUCAAAACCAAAUACAGGUUGCCCAACUACGACGAGUUCGCAUUGUUUACGCUGCAAUAAUGAAGGCUGUAUAAAAUGCCCUAGCUACCUAGUAACAGAUACACGACAAUGUGUUGAGAAAUGCCCAUCAGGUUACAUUGAUCAGUGGUCAGCACAUACGGAAUUUAUGGGACGUGUUUGUGUCUCCACUGGGUACUCAGGUCCAUUGAUGGCUGCUCUAGCUGGCAUGCUUGGCGGUUUUUUGGUGUGUUUUUCACUAUUAGCUGUUGCUGUGAUGCUCGUGCGUAAAAGACGACGUCGUAAAACCAUAAAACAGAAAUUAAUAAAUGAACACACUAUGGAUCGUUCAGAUUUUCUGCGUCAAUUAAAUGAAAUGCGUCCUAAUGCUGAGUAUUUUUUGGCUAUGUUGAACGAUACACGCAGACAAAUACGUAAGCUUUAUUUGUCGGGUGAAAUAGCAGCUGCCAAUUCAUAUCGACCGAUUGUGCGUGAUCUUGCAAAAAUACUUAUAUUACUGAAUAGACCAAUUGAAUUGAUACCAGCGCCACCCGUCGACUGGAGUCGUUUGUAUGCAUGGUCGGAGCAGGCUCUAGAACGAUAUAAACCACAAGUAGGUCAAUUAAUUGACUUCUUUCAAACAUCACAGCAUGCGGGUACUAAUGAUGAAUUCGAUACGACAAAUUACAAUAAGAAAAAUACUGAUGGAAAUGGUGUUGGUAGUAGCAGCAUAUUUCGACAGAAUAUGCUGCAGUCUACCACAAAUCUAAAUACACCAGGGUCAACAGGAACUGCAACGCAUAAAAUGCAUCUUUUCGGUUCGUUGAUUAGUCUACAUGAAUUUGAAGAACCCCGACCAUCCGAUCCAUUUGGCAGUAGCUUUAAUACACUUAAAAGUGGUAAUUUAAUAUCGGAUCUAAAUGCAAGUUCAUUGUGGUUGGAAGAUGAAUUUUACAAAUUAGGCUUUCGACCGCAGGACGAAAUAACGACUGAGUUAUAGUUAAUUAAUACUUUUUAAAAGAAUCAAGUUAGCCUUAAAAAAGCGAAAGAAUUUAUGCAAAUAUUAUUAUUUGUAAAGAUUUGAAAAUGUAUAUACAUAACUGUAUUUUAUUGUAGAAUAUAUAAAUAAAUAUAUACCUAUACAUGUAACUCAAAGAAUAACAGACAACGUAUUUUUUGAUGUAAAUACAGUAUCUAUUGUGAUUUUUUAAACGAGAUAAUAUUGUUCUACAUAUUAAUGAUAUUAACGAUCAUUAAAUGACUAGAAAUAAUUCGAGUUGAAACUAUUUCUUAAGUAU